AUGGAGCCUGUCUAUCAGGCAGGUUCCAUUCUCAUGAAGGUCAAUACCUUGCAAGGGAAGAAGAUGGUGGAGAGUGGCCUCCAGUCCGGAGACUUCUCCCUACCCCAGUCCUGGCCUUCCUGCCUUCCCCCACCAGCCAACCUGGAGAUCCUGCAGGAAAAGGUGGCUGGGGUGCAGCGGGAGCUGGAAGACUUCAAGAAGGAGGUGCUGAAGGCCAUCCACUUUCUGGAGGAUGCCUUCCACAAGAUGGACGGCGCCCUGGCACAGCAGGAAGAGCAGGCGGCCCGGGUGAAGCAGCGGCUGCGCGAGGAGGAGGACCGCGGCAUCGUGCGCAACAAGGUCCUCACCUUCCUGCUGCCGCGCGAGAAGCAGCUCCGGGAGCACUGCCAGCGGCUGGAGCACCUGCUGCUGGGCAGGAGCUGCCACGGCUUGGGCGUCGCCAAGAGGAACCAGGUGGAGUGA
Messenger RNA from Ochotona curzoniae (black-lipped pika), 462 nucleotides. RefSeq names its product coiled-coil domain containing 182 (gene CCDC182). NCBI's taxonomy places the organism in Eukaryota, Metazoa, Chordata, Mammalia, Lagomorpha, Ochotonidae. The record is from RefSeq and is a predicted model, not a curated record. The transcript has a single exon. Bases 1 to 462 code for a protein of 153 amino acids.